Messenger RNA from Camelina sativa (false flax), 2049 nucleotides. The record is from RefSeq and is a predicted model, not a curated record. Lineage: Eukaryota; Viridiplantae; Streptophyta; Magnoliopsida; Brassicales; Brassicaceae.
AUGGUGACGUCGGAAGAGGAAGAGUCAUCUACAUCCAGUCUUGAAAGGAAGAUCUUUAAGUCAGUCACCGCAGCUAUGACAACCAUGUUUGAUACAAGACUUGGCGCUCUAUACUUGAAUCAACCCAACCCGGAAGCAAAUCAGCGACAAAGGCAGAACCAGGAGGAACCAAGGCAAGACGACGAGACAAGGCAGUACUAUAGCCACGGUUCUUCACACAGCAGUCAGCGAAGGCGUCGACGAAAACGUCCAGUACCAAGAGAUCCGUUGGGAGGACUUAAGUGCAAGAUCCCAGCUUUUCACGGAACCAGCAACCCAGAUGCCUACUUGGAGUGGGAACAGAAAAUCGAAUUAAUCUUUGUUUGUCAAGAGGUCAUCGAGGUCAACAAAGUUAAACUUGCUGUUACCGAGUUCUACGACUAUGCUCUAAGUUGGUGGGAUCAGCUUGUUACCAGCCGCAAACGUACCGGAGACAUGCCGAUCGAUACAUGGAACCAGCUGAAAGCCGUCAUGCGAAGGAGAUUUGUGCCGAGUUAUUAUCACCGAGAUCUUCAUCAACGUUUGAGGAACUUAGUUCAAGGAAGCAAGACUGUCGAAGAGUACUUCAAGGAAAUGGAAACCCUAUUGCUAAGAGCUGAUGUUCAUGAAGAUGGAGAAGCUAUGAUGUCGCGAUUCAUGGGAGGUCUCAACCGCGAAAUCCAAGACCGUCUAGAAACCCAGCACUAUGUGGAAAUUGAGGAGAUGCAUCACAAAGCAGUCAUGUUCGAACAGCAAAUCAAGAGGAAGAACUCUCAAUCCAGCUACAGCACCGCUAAGACCAGCUACAGCUCAGGUAAGUCAAGUUAUCAAAAGGAGGACAAGCCCGGCUACCAGAAGGACUACAAGCCAUUUGUCAAGACCAAACCAAUAGAGUCAUACCCGAAAGGUAAGGGUAAGGAGGUGAUCACAAGGACAAGGGAUAUUCGUUGCUUUAAGUGUCAAGGACUUGGACAUUACGCAAGCGAAUGUGUCAACAAAAGGAUCAUGGUCCUAAAAGAAAAUGGCGAGGUAGAAUCUGAAGAAGAGCGUUCGGAAAACGACUCUGUGGAAGAGGGUUUGGAAGCCCCAGCUAAAGGAGAGCUGCUUGUUGCUAGGAGAUUGCUGAGUGUUCUAACUAAGUCAGAGGAGCAAGCGCAAAGAGAAAACUUGUUCCACACGCGAUGUAUUGUCAAAGACAAGGUAUGUAGUUUGAUUAUCGAUGGUGGUAGUUGUACUAAUGUUGCAAGCAGGACUAUGGUGGAAAAGCUUGGCUUAGAAGUUCUCAAACAUCCAAAACAAUAUGCGCUUCAAUGGCUCAACGAAAAAGGUGAGAUGACCGUCAAGGAGCAAGUCAAGGUGCCGCUUUCAAUUGGUAAGUAUCAGGACGAAAUCAUGUGUGACAUACUUCCGAUGGACGCUAGCCACAUUCUUCUUGGACGUCCAUGGCAAUCAGACCGACAAGUUCACCAUGAUGGCUUCACCAACCGACACACCUUUGAACACAAUGGCCGCAAGACGACUCUCAUUCCCAUGACGCCGCAUGAGGUCUAUCUUGAUCAGCUUAGCAUGAAACAGCGAACCGCCAAACAAACUGAACCAACUGAUAACAAGGGUAAGAGCAAGAGUGAUGUGUUUCCGGAAGACAAUCCCAUUGGUUUACCACCAAUCCGAGGGAUCGAACAUCAAAUCGACUUUGUGCCGGGAGCUGCUUUACCAAACCGACCAGAUUACCGCACCAACCCAACCGAAACAAAGGAGCUUGAAAGACAAGUGAACGAGCUGAUGGACAAAGGACAUAUUCGAGAAAGUAUGAGUCCAUGUGCCGUUCCAGUGUUGCUAGUACCAAAGAAAGAUGGGAGUUGGCGUAUGUGUGUGGACUGUCGAGCCAUCAACAACAUAACGGUUAAGUAUCGCCAUCCUAUCCCUCGAUUAGAUGAUAUGCUUGAUGAAUUGCAUGGUUCUAGCAUCUUUUCUAAGAUUGAUCUUAAAAGUGGAUAUCAUCAAAUCUAUAUGAAAGAGGGUGAUGAGUAG